Molecule: messenger RNA, 840 nt
Organism: Trypanosoma rangeli
Lineage: Eukaryota; Euglenozoa; Kinetoplastea; Trypanosomatida; Trypanosomatidae
Product: ribosomal rRNA processing protein 41B
Exons: 1
Coding region: 1-840 (279 amino acids)
Biological process (GO): nuclear mRNA surveillance; poly(A)-dependent snoRNA 3'-end processing; rRNA catabolic process
Cellular component (GO): nucleolus; nuclear exosome (RNase complex); cytoplasmic exosome (RNase complex)
Source: RefSeq, a predicted model, not a curated record
AUGCCAACAGCUUUGCUGCGACGAGAUGGUCGUGGGCAUCGCGAGAUGCGUGCAAAGGAGUUGCGGACCUCCGAGCUCACUCAGUUUGACGGCUCUGCGUGGUAUUCACAGGGACUCACCACCGUCGUUGUCGCCGUCAACGGCCCGGUUGCGGCACGGCAGGAGGACUACUGCAAAUGCGGGGUGCAGGUUUACGUCAACCGCGCUGUGCGCAUUCCGCGCGCCGGCGGCACCGACCAACUCUGCGUGGAGGAGCAACGUGUGGAACAACGCCGCACGGACGCUGCGGUGGAGAAAUUUCUCGCUGCCUCAAUGGAGGCGGCAGUGCGGCUCGACCGGUUCCCGCGUUGCGUCCUUGAGGCUCACGUCACGGUGUUGGCGGACGACGGCGCGCUCCUUUCGGUGGCCACAAAUGCACUCAUGUGUGCGCUUCUGGACGCCGGUGUGCCGUGCCGCACGACAGUCGCCGCCGUAAGCAUCGCUGUCUGUGCUAUAGAGGGCCAUUCUCAGCAAACAGGCACAACAGCUGCCGAGACGUCGUUUGUGUCGGCGCUCUCUUUUUCACCGUUGCUGCUGUUGCUCGAUCCCACACGCGUAGAAGAGGUGGGCGACGGGGUGCGCACAUGCGCCACCGCCACAUUUGUGCUGUCCAAUUCGGCUGAUGGUAGCAACAGCAGUAGCGGGGGCGUAUUGCUGAGUCAGUUGCAGACGUGUCCGCGGUCCGCGGCGUAUGGCGGACAAAUUUCUUCCAAGGAACUUGCAGGCAUGAUUGCGCUAGCCGAGCGAGCGGCGGGUUCCAUCUUUGCCUUCUUUCGCAACUGCAACGUGCCCCUGGAAUGA